AUGCGAGGAACUCUUCGAUACGUUAGCCUCGAAGCCCACGCUCGGCACGACCUUGGUCCAAAUCACGAUCUGGUCGCACUGCUGUACUCCAUAAUUGAACUCGGAGAUGGAAGCCUUCCUUGGAGUAAAAUGCGAGAAGAAAGUGCUAUAAGGGAUAGCAAAAAGGAGACUACUGUGGAGAAGUUGUGUCAAAAACAGCCAAAAAUGUUGAAGAUGGCCGGGUACGUCCUUUCAAUGAAGUACGAUACAAUGCCAGAAUAUGAUAAGCUAACCAAAAUGUUGGAAAGUUGUAACCCACCUGAAGUAAAGCCUACUGAUCCAUACGAUUGGCAAACAACUCCAUGUGAACUGGAACACUAUAUACAGCGUGAAGAACUGGUUGAUGCGGAAAAGUACGUCCUUUCAAUGAAGUACGAUACAAUGCCUGAAUAUGAUAAGCUGACCAAAAUGUUGGAAAGUUGUAAUCCACCUGAAGUAAAACCUACUGAUCCGUACGAUUGGCAAACAACUCCAUGUGAACUGGAACACUAUAUACAGCGUGAAGAGCUGGUUGAUGCGGAAAAGGUGAAAUUUUCUUAUGUUAUGUCAUGUCAAUAUCACCUAAUAUCGGACCAUGUUAGUCACUCACUCCGUAAUUUAAUUUUCUUUCUCAUAAAGGAGAGGAACAGUAACGCAAUCCUAUACCGCAAAAACACUUUUUCAUGAAU
Strongylus vulgaris is the source of this 707-nucleotide messenger RNA. The record is from the annotation of a GenBank genome assembly. NCBI's taxonomy places the organism in Eukaryota, Metazoa, Nematoda, Chromadorea, Rhabditida, Strongylidae.